Hydra vulgaris (swiftwater hydra) is the source of this 1469-nucleotide messenger RNA. Its product is annotated as methanethiol oxidase. NCBI's taxonomy places the organism in Eukaryota, Metazoa, Cnidaria, Hydrozoa, Anthoathecata, Hydridae. The record is from RefSeq and is a predicted model, not a curated record. Gene Ontology annotation, molecular function: selenium binding.
AUCAAUAUACAAAGAAACCAAUAAAAAAAUGGAUUGUAACUGUGGUCCGGGUUAUCCAUCUCCUUUGUUAGCAAUAAAAGGAGAAAAAGAAAAGUUAAUUUAUUUCCCAUGCAUACAAGAUCAUUCACAGAACUUUUCUUCCGAAUAGUGUUGAUGAGCUUCAUCAUAGUGGUUGGAAUUCUUGUAGCAGCUGUUACAAUAAUCCAAAUUACAAACGAAAUCUGUUAAUUUUGCCAUCAGUUAACUCUGGGCGAGUAUAUGCGUUUGAUGUAGCGACAGAUCCAAGAGCACCUAUUCUGAAGCAUGUUAUUCAGAAUGAUGAAAUGUUCGAAAAUGCAAAACUAUGUUACUUACAUACAACACAUUGUCUUGCAGAUGGUAAUAUUAUGAUCAGCGGCAUGGGUGACAAAGAUGGAAACCCAAAAGGUAGCUUUGCCUUGGUUGAUGGUAAAACUUUGAAGGUUGUUGGUAAUUGGGAAAAAGUGGGUGAUCAAGUACCAUUUGGAUAUGAUUUUUGGUAUAAACCUCGGCAAAAUGUUAUGGUUAGUUCUGAGUUGGGAUCGCCAAAAUGUUUCAUGACUGGUUUUAAUCCGUCUCAUGUUGCUGAAGGAAAGUAUGGCCAUUCUCUCCACUUUUGGAAGUGGAAAGAACACGAAUAUAUCAAAUCUAUAGAUUUAGGUGCAGAUGGCCAAAUUCCUUUAGAGUUACGCUUUUUGCACAACCCAGACUCGUCAGAAGGUUUUGUGGGAUGCGCACUUAGCAGCAAUAUAUUUAGAAUCUUUAUUAACGAUAAAAAUGAAUGGGAUGCAGAAAAAGUCAUAGACGUUCCAUCUGUUAAAGUUGAGGGUUGGGCAUUGCCUGAAGUACCUUCUCUUAUAACUGAUAUUUUAAUUUCCCUUGAUGACAAAUAUCUUUAUUUUUCUAAUUGGCUUCAAGGAGACAUUCGCCAGUAUGAUAUUACUGAUACAAAAAAUCCUAAAUUAGUUGGUCAGGUAUUUAUUAACGGCAGUUUAGCAAAAGACUCUUUUGUUAAAGUUUUAGAUGAGAACUUUAAGCAACCAGAACCAAUUUUUAUUAAUAACAAAAGAGUUGAAGGUGGUCCUCAAAUGAUUCAGUUGAGCUUAGAUGGAAAGCGUUUAUAUGUUUCCACCUCACUGCUUUCAGUUUGGGACAAACAGUUUUACCCGAAUAUGAUGAUGAGUGGAAGUUUUGUGUUGCAAGUUGAUGUAGAUGUUUUAAAUGGUGGCCUAAAAUUAAAUGAAAAUUUUUUCAUCGACUGUGGAUUAGAGCCUGAUGGACCAGUUCUUGCUCAUGAAAUUCGCUAUCCGGGUGGUGAUUGUUCAUCAGAUAUAUGGUUGUAACUUAGUGAAGUGUUAUUAUUAACAGUUGUAUUUGUAAAACGGUGUCUCUUUGUAUUAAAAAUUUGAUAUGUAUAAACUGUUAUAAUAAAUUUUUUAAAUUUUGCAUAA